Messenger RNA from Aquila chrysaetos chrysaetos, 3791 nucleotides. RefSeq names its product WSC domain containing 2 (gene WSCD2). The transcript is spliced from 8 exons. The coding region runs from base 301 to 1992 and encodes 563 amino acids. Lineage: Eukaryota; Metazoa; Chordata; Aves; Accipitriformes; Accipitridae. The record is from RefSeq and is a predicted model, not a curated record.
ACCGGGGACGGCGGUGACAGCCAGCGCUGGAGAAACCUCCCGUGCACGGUGGGGGAGCCUCAAAAUCCACCCCCGCUGCCUUCCCCAGCCUUCCCAGACUUUUUAGGGUCGGGCAAUAGCUUUGCACGGCCUCACCCUGCAGCCCCUGCUGUGCUUUCGGGGCACCCAUCUGCUUCCCUGGUACAUCCCUGGGAACCACCUCCAGCCCGGGGGGGGGGCCCCCCCCCCCCCCGGAGCAUCCCUGGGGCCGGAGAGCAGCUCCCCUGCGGCGCCGGCUGCUGGGGAAGGGAUGAAGACGCUAUGGCCAAAUUAUUGAUAAAAGUCCAGCGGUACUUUCGGCGAAAACCCGUGCGUUUCUUCACGCUGCUGGCUCUCUACCUGGCGGCCGGCAGCUUGGUUUUCCUGCAUUCUGGCUUUGCCGGGGAGCCCACGGUGACGGGGAGCCAGCGCGGCCCCGGGGCUGGCGAGGGGCCAGGGCUGCCCUACCUGGGGGUGAUGCAGCUGAGCCGUGGUUUCAAGGCGGCGGCGACGAUGCCGGAGGGGGGACGGAGACACGGACCCUGGUUCAAAAGCACCUCCAAGGAACCGGCAGAGAGGGCCAAAGCCGGAGACUACGGCAGCACCCGGAGCCGGGCACUCAGGGGCAGGAGCGGCCGCGAGAAGGAGGAGGACAGAGCAAGAUACAUCGGCUGCUACGUGGACAACACUCGCCGGCGAACGCUGCGCGGCGUGUCCUUCUUUGACUACAAGAAGAUGACAGUCUUCCGUUGCCAGGACAACUGUGCCGAACGGGGCUACCUCUAUGCGGGGCUGGAAUUCGGUGCCGAGUGCUACUGCGGGCACAAGGUCCAGGCAUCGAACGCCAGCGAAUCCGAGUGCAACAUGGAGUGCAAGGGAGAGAGGAGCAACGUCUGCGGUGGGGUCAACCGCCUCUCCAUCUACCGCCUGGAGCUGGCCCAGGAGUCUGCCAGGAGAUAUGGCAGCGCGAUAUUUCGGGGGUGCUUCCGCCGGCCAGACAACGUCUCCAUCGCCCUGCCUGUCAGCCAGCUCAUGCUGAACAUGUCGGUGGACAAGUGCGUGGACUUCUGCACCGAGAAGGAGUACCCGCUGUCAGCACUGGCCGGGAUCACCUGCCGCUGCGGCUUCCCCACUACGCUCUUCACCCUGCACGAGCGCGAGGACGAGCAGCUCUGCGCCCAGAAAUGUGCCGGUGAGGAGUUUGAGAGCUGCGGCACUGCUGAAUAUCUCCUCGUUUACCAGACCCAAGUGCAAGACAACCGCUGCAUGGACAGGAGGUUUCUCCCCACCCGUGCCAAGCAGCUGGUGGCCCUGGCCAGCUUCCCUGGUGCUGGCAACACUUGGGCACGCCACCUGAUCGAGUUGGCCACCGGCUUCUACACCGGCAGCUACUACUUCGAUGGGUCUCUCUACAACAAAGGGUUCAAGGGCGAGAGAGACCACUGGCGAAGCGGGAGGACGAUUUGCAUCAAAACCCACGAGAGCGGCCAGAAGGAGAUCGAAUCCUUCGAUUCGGCCAUCCUGCUCAUCCGAAACCCCUACAAGGCUCUGAUGGCAGAGUUCAACCGCAAAUAUGGGGGGCACAUCGGCUUCGCGGCUCACGCCCACUGGAAGGGCAAAGAGUGGCCGGAGUUCGUGGCGAACUACGCACCGUGGUGGGCGACCCACACCCUUGACUGGCUGCGCUACGGCAAGAGGGUGCUGGUGGUCCACUUCGAGGACCUGAAGCGGGAUCUCUUCGUCCAGCUGCAGCGAAUGGUGGGGCUGCUGGGCAUCGCCGCCUGCGAGGACAGGCUGCUCUGCGUCGAGGGGCAGAAGGACGGCAACUUUAAGCGAUCCGGCUUGAGAAAAUUGGAGUAUGACCCUUACACCCCCGAGAUGAGGAAGAUGAUCAGCAGCUACAUCAAAACGGUGGACACGGCUCUGAAACUCCGAAAUCUGUCGGGGGUCCCGGAUGACUACUACCCGAGAUGAUGGUGACGAUGGCGGGGGGACCUCACCCUGCGUGGCAAGGAAAGGCUCGGUCUUCCCGGCCUCUGCCUACUUCCACCCAGUGGGUGGCUUUUCUUUUAAUUCUCCAUCUGCUGCUAUUAGCUGUUAAUCAACUCCCUGCAUGAGCAACGAAUGGUCCCCAGCCAUCGCUGAGCUUGCUUGGCCGAUGCCGACGCUGAUGCGGACCCAGGCAUGGCGGCACCGCUGAGCGGAUGCACGGUGCCUUCCCGCCACAGGGUUCCUGCUCCAUCCCACUCCCGUUUCGGCUGCUGCAGCCCUCCUUGGCAAUGCAAUGGGUUAUUUGUGUCCGUCCCUUCGGGCUGGCUGGAGGGGACACUGCAUUGCUCAUGACGUGCCUGACGCACCCUCCUGGUGUCAGCACACUACCGCGGUGCCACAGGAGCUGAGCUCCCCUGGGCUGGGUAUCCCCAAACUCCCCUCGCUCCUUGGCCAGCCCUGGAAGGCUGCUGCCCAUCCCUGGAUGGAGCCCAUCAGCCUUCCCAAGGGAGGAGAGACCGGGGGGGGUUGGCACCGCAUGGGUGAUGCUCCCGUGGAUCCCGGUCAGAGGUUACGGAAACCGGGAAGGUUGCGCUGGGGAGAAUGAUGCCUCCAAAUGAGGUGGCCGUGUGUCCCCCAUGCACUGUCCCUUGGCUCUGCAGGGACCCUCCCUGAGCCUGGGGACAGGGGGUCCCUGGGUCGAAGCUGGCAUCCCCAGCCACAGCACCGGGCAAUGUUGCUGCUCCAGCCCCGGUGCCCUGGGGGAGCCCCUGACCCCCAUCCAGGGGGGCUGCAGCAACCUCAGCCCUGGGCUGCGGGUGGGAGCCACCCCCACGCGUGUGGGCAAUGCUUGAGAGGGGGAUGUUGGGCCCGGACGGAAGAGCUUACGGGACCCACGAGCUCGUCGGUGCGUCAUUUCGAAAGCUCACGAGCCAGAACAGCCCCCCAGAAGCAGUUUUGGGUGCCACAUGCUGCAGCCCAGCCACAUCAAACCCAUGCGGCAGCAGGGAGCAAAUCCUGGGGUUGAGCUUUCAGGUGUCCCUCCAGCCAAAUCCAGUCCCACAAUGGGUCCCCCCACCGAUGCCUGCACCCUCGCCCGCUGCCUGCUGACAAGCAAGCGAAACCAAAGGAUCUCCGUGCGCAUCGGGAAGAAGCCGUUCACCAGGCUGGCUUUGUGCAGAGCUGCAUGUGGUCCCCGGCUGUCCCCCUGCCCUGCACCGCCUCCCAGCCCAUCCCUGUUCUGACUUUUGCCGUAAACGAGCUCCCUCCCCUCCUUCCAGCCCGCAAGUCCCCUUUGGAUGUAGGUGCAAAAGCCAUAUAUUGUACGCAGCCUUUUCUAGAAUUAGGUAUUUAAUGAUUGUCUUUUAACUCUUGAUCUUGAUAGAAAUACAUGCACAGAUUGAAAUCUAGAGACACUGCUCAAUCUAUAUUCAAAGAGAGAGAAGAGAACUCCACGGAGAAAAAGGAGAAUUUAAAUAAAAUAUAUUUUUCUAACAUGCAUGCAGAGCGGACAUGGGCAGCGAUGCCAGGGCUGGGGGGCUCCCGGUCCCCGUUUCUUUGCACGGAGGUGGGCAAAUGUGUUUAUAGGGAGCAGCUGCCCUGUUUUUAACUAUUCCCUUACAAACAGCUGGAGUUUUUCUAGGAGAGUGGGCGAGCCCUGUCCCGGCAGUGGGAAUCAAGCUGACCCCAUGCUCCUUCACUCCUGGCGGCCCCUGGGGCUGCCUACCUCGGUCAGAACAAAUCCUCAGGUCAAUCCAGCUAUUAAAGGAGAGUUUUUGUUGCUA